AUGUAUGCUACCCCCCAGAUAAUGGAUGAUACCCCUCAAAUCCAGGCGGUGGGGGAAGGUUCCGACAUGAUGUCAACCACCAGCAACCAGGCUGGUACCACCCAUUACUAUCAUCAUCACACCCAUUCGUCCUUGGUGGAUGAAUGCAACGACCAUCCACACAAGCAGAAGAAGAGAUCCCAACGUAGUCUACAAGUAGGAGGCCACCAGACAUCCGAAGCUAGCUUUAUGGAACGCAGCGCCAUUCGCACGGUGGAUGUCACCGAACCGGCUCGAGCCACCCGCGAGGGCCACCUCAUGUCCCUGCUGCCAUUAUCUCGUCGCAACCGCGAGACGGGAGAGCGGGAAUUGAUAGAGUUUCGAGUCUAUGUGGAGCUCAGUGCGUUCUUGGCGUUCAAGCACGUUCAGCAUCGCAGUGGUUCGGUCCUGGACGAUCUUCCUCGCAUGAUGGAAGGAUGCGACUUUACGUGGACCUACAAACAUCAUGAUACCAACUUUUCUCCGUUGCAAGCCGCCACGGUCUUGUUCGAAAACAAUGUUGGAAGGACGACGUCGACCGGCUCUAAAUCGACGAUACCAACAACAACAACCAGCUAUACUACUACUACUACAACUUCAGUAAUAAGUGAAUCAGAAGGCGCCACACUACCACCACCCCCGCUACAAGAUACCUCUGCUGGAGAAGAUGAGAUUCCGGUUUUUGAACUGGACGAGGGGGGUAUUGUCACCAACAUUUCUGCCUCGGCCCAAUUCGACGACGACGAGAUUAUACCACAAGAAGAAGACGACGAGAAUAUAACAAUGGCCUCCCUUUCCCUGUUUAACUUUACUACCUCGGAUCACUCGGAUCCGAGCAGCAAUGCUACUACGACUCGUCGUCGACUGAACGAUGACGAUCACGACGAUGACUUUCAAGCCCGGUCACAUUCAGACAGCAGCAGCAACAAUAACAAUCCACAACCCUUUGCCAUUCUAGGAGCAGCACGGUCGGUCGUAUCCCAAACGGUGGGGACCUUGGCCAGUGCCUUGGAUUUGCCGCAGAUAUCCUCCAGUUCCACAUCGUCCAGUCUGGAUACCCUCUCUCAUUUUGCACGCACGGUACCCACCAACGCUGGUGAUGCCCAUGCCGCUGUGGCCUAUCUGCAUCAUUUAAAUGUCACCAAUCUCGGUGUCUUGGUCAUCAAGAAUAUAUGGGGACGACGGUACGAAACCGAAUUGACCCAUCAUGCCAAACGGUACAACAUUUCCGUUCAUUCCGUGGCAUACAAUGACGAAGACGAGAAUCUCGAAUUGGCCAUGCAACAAUUGCAAAAUUCCAAGCUCCGCUAUUUCAUGGGAAUCAUCAAUCCGUCCGGGUGGAAACCAGUCGUUCGCAAGGCAUACGAGUACGGGCUCAUGGGACGCGUCGGGUACCAAUGGUAUCUAGCCGAUACCGUCGAACUCGUGGGGGACACAUUUGCGUUGGAUCGCAACACCGAAUGGGAUUUGGCACAGGCAUUGCAUGGGGUCGGUGUCAUCUUUUUGCAGCUGGCACCCCAUCGAGCCUUUGAUCGAGCAUUGACCGUGUUUGCCGACAAUCGGCAAAUGCAACAAGAAUUCGUUGCCAGCCAUGCCGAACCAGAACUAUUGGAGGGAUUCGAAUUCAAGCUAUUUCCCGGGCGCUCCUUGUUCCAAUACUUGACCUACGAUGCCGUGAUUGCGCUGGGGCUCGCUGCGUGUGCCACACCGGGGCACUUUACCGGACAGGAAUUUUACAAUCAGUUGCUGCAGGUCGAUUUUGAAGGGGUUUCGGGACGCGUCCGAUUGCACAAUAAAACCGGCACUCGGUUGGGGGAAGGCAUGGACUAUCAAGUCUUUAAUUUGAUAUUGUCCGACUAUGACACGCAAGCUGCCAAACCAACCGUCACGUUACCAUCGGACCAAGUGACGUUUCGUGCCAGUCCUUCCAUUACGGUGGACCUGUCUCCCGCGCUGGGGCAGGGAGUAUCGGAAGCUCUUCCCAUUAUCGAAAUCCAUGAACCAUUCAUUUACCACGACAAUUCAACUCUUCCGCCCCUCGUCUUGCCCCCUCUCGAGAUUGAAAUGAAUCUGAUUCCAACGGGAGUUCAGGUUUUUGGACUCUGUUUGGCCGCCCUUGUGAUGCUCCUGUCCAUUGGCUGCGCUGUUUGGACCUACACUUACCGAAGUGCCUACGUCAUUCGCGCGGCACAGCCGAUUUUCCUGGGUCUCAUGUGCUUGGGAACCUUUAUUCUCGCUUGCACCAUCAUUCCAUUAUCGUUCCAAGAGGAUCUUUCAGGCUUGAAUGGGGCUUGUAUGACCAUUCCAUGGCUCUUCUGUGUUGGAUUCACGGUCGCUAUUGCUGCCCUGUUCUCCAAGGCGCACCGGAUCAAUAAGCUUAUGCGAUCGGGAAGUCAGUUGCGCCGAGUGAAAGUGAAACCAAAAGAUGUCAUCAGGCCGUUUGUGAUCCUCAUCAGCAUCAACCUGAUAUUGCUGACGGCGUGGACGGCUUCUCCCUACAGGCUCCAGUGGCAUCGACAACCCAUGGACAAUUAUGACAGGUUUGGGCGGAGCGUAGAAUCCUAUGGGGGUUGUCGCGCAGAAGGAGGCCUCCUGUACUUGAUAUUCUUAGUGCCACUGGCCCUUGCCAACGUUGCAGUUUUGUUGAUUACCACGGUGGAAAGUUGGAGGGGCCGAAAACUGCCUUCGCAGUUUUCAGAGAGCAAAUUUGUGCUUGUGUCCUUGAUCAGUCUCUGUGAGACGUUUGCUCUAGGAGCUACAACAUUGCUUGCCGUAUUGGACAACCCAACAGCCCGCUUCGUCGUCAUGUCACUCGUAUUGACCAUCGCCAGCUGCGCCAUCUUGAUACCGUUGUUCCUUCCAAAAUACUUCCAACGAAAUGUGGUCGAAUCAGUCGGUCGCAAAUCAUCUGGCGUGUCCAAUUACGCUGGCAUGAGCAAAUACGAUUUCCGGGAACCACCCUCCGAUCCGAUGCAACCCGCACCGCGGUUGUCAGGACUCAGCCAAGACGAGAGUAUCACUGAUCUUGGGGCAUUAUCUGGCGGGAAGGAAUUGGCGAGGAGUAACCACGACAGCCAUGGACCGUUUGAUGAUUCAAAAUCAUUUGAUAGCUCGAUGGGGUCCUUCUUCAAGACACCCUCUGUACAGCAACUGCAGUACCUUCACAAGAAUAUGAAUGCGAGCAUCCAAAACAUGAACCAGUCCGUCAAUCAAGGCAUCAAAGACAUCCAGAACAGUGCCUUUUUUGCAUCCGAACCAAUGCCCAUCAAGCGCACAUCCAUUGAUGGUUCCGUGGCGAGUGGAAGGGCAAGUGCCGGAUCCACUGGAAGCCUCGGCAAUGGCAAUGGAUCCAACGUGGCCACGAACAUUGCCAACGGCAUUGGCUCGGGGAUUGCUUCCGGCCUGGCCACGGGUGUCAAUAUUGGUUCGGGGAUUGCCUGCGGGAUGGCGUCGGGCGUGAGGGUGGUGGCCAACCCGGCCCAACGAAGUAUUUCGAAAGCGGCGCUGAUUGCCACUGCAACGUUGCACAAACUAGAGAAUGCUCCCAACCUGUCCAGCUCCCAACUCUUCAAACUCAAUAAGGAAGAGUCCAAACGCAAGAUGCUGAGCACCCUGUCGGAGCAUAUGAGUUACGAGGAGGGCAGGACUAGCAGUCACUUGGACCCUACAUCAUCACAUGCGCUGUCGUCGUCGCAUCGAGAGGAUGACUCGGAAAGUCCCUCCUUUGCAGGGAAUGACGACGAGUCGGAAACCCCGCGUGUGUUUUAA
This is a messenger RNA of Seminavis robusta, 3786 nucleotides long. NCBI's taxonomy places the organism in Eukaryota, Bacillariophyta, Bacillariophyceae, Naviculales, Naviculaceae. The record is from the annotation of a GenBank genome assembly.